CAACAAUCAUGUAUCCCAGACAAAACCCCCAAACCCACCAUCACAACCAUCGCCACGAGAGACGUCACUGGCGAGAUAUCAACAUCAGACCAUUCCCAGUCAACGACAUCUACACCCCCACGCCCAGAGACCCCGGAUAUGACAGCGACACCUCAUCAUCCUCGGCAUCAAUGCCUGCUGUACAUGAACUCCACCGCCGACAUCAUCCACGAAGCACUUCUUUAAAUAGAGGGAGAUAUACCAAUUGCGAUGGGUCGCAUCCUUCGUAUGCCUCAGUUCCAUUCUCUACUAAAUCUGAAUCGGUAUAAGUUGACUGAUACAUUGUUAAGAGACACCCCCCAACAACACUACGACCGCUACGUCUGCUUCAAGGAUUCUGCAUCAAGCCACGCCCACCGUCCAUGUCGCUGUCACAUAUCAUCCCACGAUACCAACCACACUCACGAGCCCCAUCAACACAUCCACUACCAUCGACACUACCAUACAGAGCCCCCAUCACCAACAUCAGCACCACUCUGUGCUGUGCGCCGCAUCCACACUCACCAUGACCCAUCUAGACGGUCCCAUCGUUCUCAAUACCAAUGUCCCCGUUGCUGCUCAGGCUGUGACUCUUCUUGGGUGUGUGAGAGGUGUCGGGGUUUGAAUCGGAGGACUGCGUAUGGGCCUUCUGUACCGGUUGUUAUGACAGUUCCUAGGGGCUGUAUGGGUCGUUAGAGCAUCAUCCGGGAGUGAAUUUAUGUAAAUUGGGUAGACUGUCAAU
Aspergillus wentii DTO 134E9 is the source of this 760-nucleotide messenger RNA. RefSeq lists its product as uncharacterized. Bases 250 to 714 code for a protein of 154 amino acids. The transcript has a single exon. Lineage: Eukaryota; Fungi; Ascomycota; Eurotiomycetes; Eurotiales; Aspergillaceae. The record is from RefSeq and is a predicted model, not a curated record.